This is a messenger RNA of Sphenostylis stenocarpa, 324 nucleotides long. The record is from the annotation of a GenBank genome assembly. NCBI's taxonomy places the organism in Eukaryota, Viridiplantae, Streptophyta, Magnoliopsida, Fabales, Fabaceae.
AUGAAACAUAACAGAAACAACAACCAACGAGUCAAAGCUGGAGUGCACAGAGAACGAAACCUCCAAUACAGAAGCCACGAGCUUCAAAAGAGAUCUCGAGCAAUUCAAGGCCUCAGAAAACAGCCCCAAAAAAAUGACAUAGAACCACCAUUCAUCAAAUACAUUGAAAACACAGAUCUGGAUGAAAGAGCAAAUGGGGUGCAUUUUCUUUCACUAAAUAGGAUUCCAAGAAUAGCUGUGGAGCCAAAAGGCUCUGAGAUGCACCAUAAGUCAUUCAGGGUUGUGCUCUUCGGUGGUGAAAUUCAGUGGGAGAAGGAGCGAUAA